GAAAUCAGGCCCAGCCAACUCUUCAUCCCUGCCUGACUUCCUCCCAGCACAUUCCUGUACUCCACCUGCAUCCACACUGCCCAGAAGACCCAGACCCGGUGCCCAGAGCCCACCGUGGCCCCACUGUAAGCCCCUCUGGCUGGGUCUUGCCACGGUGACAGCAGGUGGCCCUGGGCUGGGGUCUGGGGGCUCCCUACAGGGUUGGCAGCCCUGCAACCUCAGAGACCACCCGAGUGUUGCCUCUGUCCCCAGCCUUGCUGGUCCAUGGUCCCACUGGCUCCCCAGAUGCCUGGCUGAGACCCAGCAGUGGCCCAAGCUGUCCCUGCCACCUCCUGGCCCCCAAGGUUGCCACUGCAGCAGGCAACAACUUGGGCACCAGGCAGCUAACAGGCACCAGUGACCUUGCAAUCUUGGUCCUGCACCCUCAGAAGCCCCCGUGUCUCCGCAUGCUGCCCAGUCUCCCUCCCUGUGCCGACCCCAGAGCCUGGACGCGGCCGCCAGCCUGAGCAGCAGCGGCAUGGGCAGCGCCAGCCCCAGCCUGAGCAGCCUGCCCCCCAGCCGCCUCCUGCUAUCCCCCAGCGCUGUGUUUCGGACAGGCCCAGAGAAGGUGGCGGCCGCCGUGGUCAGGCCCGAGAGACAGGACUGGAGCCCCAGCCCACCCACCACACCCGAACAGGGUCUGUCUGCCUUCUACCUCUCCUACUUGGACAUGCUGUACCCCGAGGACAGCCACUGGGCCGCCAAGGGCCCCGGGGUCAGCACGCAGGACAAGCCACCUGAGGAGCCCGAGCAGUGCCCGGUCAUCGACAGCCAAGCCCCGGGGGGCAGCCUGGACUUGGUUCCAGGCGGGCUGGCCUUGGAGGAGCACUCGCUGGAGCAGGUGCAGUCCAUGGUGGUGGGCGAGGUGCUCAAGGACAUUGAGACGGCCUGCAAGUUGCUCAACAUCACCGCAGACCCCAUGGACUGGAGUCCUGGCAACGUGCAGAAGUGGCUCCUGUGGACGGAGCACCAGUACCGGCUGCCCCCCGUGGGCAAGGCCUUCCAGGAGCUGGGGGGCAAGGAGCUGUGCGCCAUGUCAGAGGAGCAGUUUCGCCAGCGCUCACCCCUGGGCGGGGACGUGCUGCACGCCCACCUGGACAUCUGGAAAUCAGCCGCCUGGAUGAAAGAGAGGACUUCCCCUGGGACAAUUCACUUCUGCGCCUCCACCAGCGAGGAGAGCUGGACGGACAGCGAAGUGGACUCAUCCUGCUCUGGGCAGCCCAUCCACCUGUGGCAGUUCCUCAAGGAGCUGCUGCUCAAGCCCCACAGCUACGGCCGCUUCAUCCGGUGGCUCAACAAGGAAAAGGGCAUCUUCAAAAUUGAGGACUCCGCCCAGGUGGCCCGGCUGUGGGGCAUCCGAAAGAACCGCCCCGCCAUGAACUACGACAAGCUGAGCCGCUCCAUCCGCCAGUAUUACAAGAAGGGCAUCAUCCGGAAGCCGGACAUCUCCCAGCGCCUUGUCUACCAAUUCGUGCACCCCAUCUGAGGGCUUCGGGUCAGGCCCAGGGCUUGAACUCAUCCUUCCCCGACCUCCCUCCUGCCUGCCCCUGUCCGGGCCAGACCCUGAGCUGGGGGAGAGGCAGUGCGCUGGCAUUCGGAGUCCAGGGUCAGGGAGGGGAUGGCCCAGUGCUCCCAGGAGUGUAGUGAGCUCUCUGGGGCCCGAGGGACCCUGGGUGAGGAUGCUUCCUCCUCAGGCCUGACUGUUCACACCCCGCCCACUGCGGGAUGAAGGGAGACAGGGCUGUGUUCAGUGUUCACAGCUCCCCAGGGAAGGCACUCCCUCCACACCAGCCUCUGAUCUCAGCAUUUCUAGAGCGGACCUAACAGAAUGGCAGUGACUUGUCCAGGGCCACUCAUAGUCCAGCGCUCUCCUCCACUCACACUCUGCACCGCACCUGGCAUGGUGCCAGGAGAUGUCUGCAUCCCUGAGUUGGGGAGCCAGGGGUGUCUCUGGGAACGGGUAAUAAAGAUACUAGAAGACUGACAUGG
Molecule: messenger RNA, 2028 nt
Organism: Phyllostomus discolor (pale spear-nosed bat)
Lineage: Eukaryota; Metazoa; Chordata; Mammalia; Chiroptera; Phyllostomidae
Gene: SPDEF
Product: SAM pointed domain containing ETS transcription factor
Exons: 7
Coding region: 518-1525 (335 amino acids)
Biological process (GO): regulation of transcription by RNA polymerase II; cell differentiation
Cellular component (GO): nucleus
Molecular function (GO): DNA-binding transcription factor activity, RNA polymerase II-specific; sequence-specific DNA binding
Source: RefSeq, a predicted model, not a curated record